AUGAGCCGGAUGGACGCACUUUUGGACUGCGCAUCAAAAGGAGCAUUUCUUGCAUCCAUUCAUUCUGACGAGGAAAAUGACGCAAUCAAAGAUCUUUUGAUGAAGGGGAAAGUUUCGAGGGCAUACAUUGGCCUGCAAUCCAAAAAAUAUGAUGUUGCACAACGGUAUUGGUCUGAUGGCACUCCGGUAAAUUACUUCAAAUGGAUGUCCGGAAAACCAGAUAAUGGGAAGUAUGAAGACGAUGGUUGUGUUGUAAUAAGUGCAAAAGGUGGAUUCUGGGACGAUUGGGCUUGCGAAGUAAACGCCGAUGUUGAAAUAUCCGCGGCCGUAUGCCAAAUAAAUAAGAGAAUGUGUCCAGAGGGAUUUGCAUAUUUUUCUGUAACGAACAAUUGUUAUCGGUAUUCAGCAUUGCGAUUAUUCAUUGGGCUGAAAUUAGUUGAUGGUGAAUAUGUCUGGACAGAUGGAGAACCAUACGAUUACAGCAAUUGGGAUAAAGCGAAGCCAACUAGUGGCAGCAGACAGGAAUGUGCGGUAAUGAUUCCGGCAAGAAACGGAAUUUGGGAUGACUGGAAGUGCAUUAGCAGCUGCAAAAAAUGUAUGGUGUAUGGAGCUAUUUGUGAAAUUGAAUGA
Molecule: messenger RNA, 630 nt
Organism: Gongylonema pulchrum
Lineage: Eukaryota; Metazoa; Nematoda; Chromadorea; Rhabditida; Gongylonematidae
Source: the annotation of a GenBank genome assembly